Chlamydomonas reinhardtii is the source of this 829-nucleotide messenger RNA. RefSeq lists its product as uncharacterized. The record is from RefSeq and is a predicted model, not a curated record. NCBI's taxonomy places the organism in Eukaryota, Viridiplantae, Chlorophyta, Chlorophyceae, Chlamydomonadales, Chlamydomonadaceae. The transcript is spliced from 2 exons. Bases 49 to 378 code for a protein of 109 amino acids.
GUUGCCGGCAUGCUCCCACUGCCUACCCGCCCCUGGAGUGCGCACGGUAUGCCCGCAACAGGUCGCGACUCGCGACACGAGCACAUGCAGGGGCAGGGGAUGUUCGUACUGCUGGGUGCGUCGUUCGAGGAGUCGGCGUAUGAGUUCGGCGGCUGCGAGUACCGCCUGUGCGUCAGCGCCUCGCCCGCGGCAGCCGCAGCACCCGGUGCUUCUGUUGCUGCUGCUGGCGGCUGCGGGGGGCUGACGGUGCGGCUGGAGUUCAGCCUGCCGCGCCUGCCCGCGGGGCCUUCCAGCGCCAGGUGCUGCGCCUGCCGCCAGUGGCAGCGACGUGGCGAUGCUGCUGGAGGGCCAUCUCAUCCGGUGAGGGCAGGAAAGUGAAGGAGGGCUAUGCGGGUGAGUUGGAUUGGCGCAAAAAGAUGAAAACGGGCGUUGCGAAGGUCCCGUAGCGCCCGCACGCGAACCCGUAACAAACCCUGCAUCUGCCAGAACCCCGGGAGCGUUACGGACUAGCUUUUUGGAUGACCACCCGUACUGCUGCGGUCGUCGGCAUAAGUAUGCCGGUUGCAUUCGGGCAAGACGCCGAUGCAAGCGUCCGCCUGGCCAGAGCCGAGAACAAAGCGCGCUAUUAACGUAACCUCGAAUCGUGGCAACCGGACCUGACGCCAGCUGCGGCGCAGCAUAUAAAUUCUAAGGAUGCAAGAAGUGCACUAAGUUAUACAAUAAAUAGCAUGUCGGCGUGGCCAUUGCACUGUCGCAGGCUGAGUUGCGUAGUAGCGACAGCCGCCCACUUGCAUAGGACCAAUCCUGCAGGAACUAAUACGAAUUAGUA